UGCAAAUAAAAGAAAAAAUAAUAAUUAGCAUGAAUAUACCAUGUUUAUGAUUACGUACAAAUGUAUUUGUAUAUAUAUACAUAUAGACAGUGUCUUGUUUACCGUUGAGAAUGCAAAUACGUUUGAUUACAUAAAUACAAACUUUCAAAUAAAUGAAUAAUUUCGUUUCAUUGUUUUUGUGAGAAUGAGAUUUUAGUUAUUAUCAAAGAAAUUAAAUUGUUAACAGUAGUACAUAUAUCUUUGAUUGUUUCUUUCAAACGUUAGGCGAUUUAAAUAUCAUUAUUAACCCUUAAGUAGCAUGAUAGGAUAAGAUUCGACCUUGUCAAAGUUUAAUCUUUCAUUUCUCUACUCAAAGAUAGGUACAUUCUGUGUACCGUACAUGACUAUGGGAAGAUGGUCUCUUUUGUCACUAAUUCGUACAUACAAAUUACCUAAGAAAAGAUACAGUUACAUUUGUGGUACAAAAUCAUAUUUAUUUCAAGGUGCUUUCAUACCACUGCCUGUACUUCGGUUAAAUAGGAUAGUUCAGAAGUCACAGACUUUUGUUUCAAUGUCAGCAAAUAUGGCUACAAGCAAUGUUGAAAAUCUGGCACAAAAGAUGAAUCGACUAACUUUGGAAAAGUCACCUUAUUUACUACAGCACGCUAAGAACCCAGUGGACUGGUAUCCAUGGUGCACAGAAGCAUUAGAAAAAGCAAAGAAGGAAGACAAAUUAAUUUUUUUAUCUGUUGGAUAUUCUACUUGCCACUGGUGUCAUGUUAUGGAAAAAGAAUCAUUCAAAAAUGAAGAAAUUGCUGGUAUUAUGAAUAAAAAUUUUGUUAAUAUAAAAGUAGAUAAAGAAGAAAGACCAGAUAUAGAUAGGAUAUAUAUGACUUUUGUACAAGCAACAACUGGUCAUGGGGGAUGGCCAAUGAGUGUAUUUCUAACUCCUGAUUUAAGACCUGUAGUUGGAGGUACUUAUUUUCCUCCAGAAGAUACAUUUAGACAAACAGGAUUCAAGACAAUUUUACUCAGUAUUGCUCAAAAGUGGAAUUCACUCAAAACCAAAAUUACAGAAGUUGGCUCUGCUAACUUCGAAACUUUACAAACUAUUUCUAAAAUUCCACAAACAUCAAAGAAACACGAAGUACCUUCGUUAGAAUGUAGUGAUCUAUGUGUUCAACAACUAACGAGUGAAUUUGAACCAAAAUUCGGUGGAUUUGGUUCUUCGUACAGUAUGCAGGCACCAAAAUUUCCACAACCAGUGAAUUUGAAUCUCUUGUUUCAUAUGUAUGCUCGACGAUCCAGUGAAGAGCUAGCACAGCAUUGUCAAUAUAUGGCUAUACAUACUUUAAAGAAAAUGUCUUAUGGUGGUAUUCAUGAUCAUGUAGGUCAGGGCUUUUCAAGAUACUCUACUGAUGGUGACUGGCACGUACCUCAUUUUGAAAAAAUGUUAUAUGAUCAGGGCCAAAUAAUGAAGUCUUAUGCGGAUGCAUAUCUUGCAACUAAAGAUAAUGAUUUUGCUGAAAUUAUUGAUGAUAUUGCCACAUAUGUGAUAAGGGAUCUCCGACAUCCGGAAGGUGGCUUUUAUAGUGCUGAAGAUGCAGAUUCCUAUCCAACACACGAUGGACAUGAAAAAAAAGAGGGUGCUUUUUACGUGUGGACUGCUAAGGAAAUUAAAUCACUUUUAGAUAAAGAAAUUUCUGAUGAAAAGCAUAUUAAAUUGUCUGAUGUAUUUUGUCAUCAUUUCAAUGUAAAGGAAUCGGGAAACGUAAAACCGUAUCAAGAUCCACAUGGAGAAUUGACAGGGAAAAAUGUAUUAAUAGUAUACAAUGGAAUUGAAGAAACGGCCAAGCAUUUUGAUUGUACCGUUGAAGAAGUAAAAGAUUAUUUGAAAGAAGCAUGUUCCAUUUUAUACGAAGCUAGAUCGGCGAGGCCGCGACCUCAUUUAGACGACAAAAUUAUUACAGCGUGGAAUGGUCUUAUGAUAAGCGGUUUAGCGUAUGGCGGAGCAGUAGUAGAAAAUAAGCAGUAUGUCGAGUACGCGGCAGAUGCCGCGAAAUUUAUCAAGCGUUACCUUUUCGACGAGGCUAAAAAUAUACUACUUCACAGUUGUUACCGGAACACUGAAAAUCAAAUUACGCAAAUGAGCACACCUAUACCUGGUUUCUUAGACGAUUAUGCGUUCGUUGUAAAAGGACUGUUGGAUUUAUACGAAUCUAGUUUAAAUGAAGAAUGGCUAGAAUUUGCCGAGAAGUUACAGGACAUACAGGACAAACUAUUUUGGGAUGAAAUAAAUGGUGGAUAUUUUACAACAACGUCAGAUGAUCCUAGUAUAAUUGUAAGACUUAAGGAAGCUUAUGAUGGAGCAGAACCAUCCGGUAAUUCGGUUGCUGCCGAAAAUCUCUUGAGAUUAGCUGACUACUUGGGUCGUAGCGACCUCAAGGAUAAAGUUACACGUCUCUUUGGAGCAUUUAGACACUUGUUAACGCAAAGACCUAUCGCAGUUCCGCAAUUAGUAUCAGCGCUUGUUCGUUAUUACGACGAUGCAACACAGAUUUAUAUAAUCGGAAAGCGAGAUGCUGAGGAUACCGAUGAUUUACUUCGCGUUGUAUAUAAGCGCUUGAUUCCUGGAAGAAUUCUUUUCUUAAUUGAUCAUGAUGAAACAAAUAGUAUAUUACUUGGUAAAAAUCAGCAUCUUAGAAAUAUGAAGCUUGUGAAUGAUCGAGCAACAGCCUACGUAUGUAAACAUCGCUCUUGUACUUUACCUGUUACAAAUUCUCAACAAUUAACUGCGUUGUUGGAUAAACAGCAAUAAAAAAUAAAGUACAUUACUCAGGGAUAAUAGUUAGGUACAGUAUCGAGAAUGGUAGUUAUCAAUAAGUAUUAUAAAAUUUGGAAGUUUCGAGGUGGUAAGUUUCAAAAUGCGAAUUUAAAAAUUUUAGAGUGCAAAGUUUCAGAAAAUAUUAAAUCAAAGUUUCUGAAGUAAAUGUUUAAAAGCGAGUAGUGGGGUCUCUCCCUAUAGCGCCAUUUUCCCUAGGGAAGCCUACCAUGCUUGGCAGUGUACAUACAUACAUUAAUAUUACUAUGAUUCAGGUAUGUAUAUUGUAUAAGUAGAUGUAUGUGUAAUUAAAUGACAUUUAAUUACGUAUUGUACCUUUUAUUGUAAUUAUAAAUUAAUAGUGUUGAUAAUACUGUUACAUAAAUAAUCGUUGAGAAUUCAUGUAAGCACUCUCUAUUUUAAUAAAAUAAAGGUUUGAAAAUAAA
Molecule: messenger RNA, 3246 nt
Organism: Osmia bicornis bicornis
Lineage: Eukaryota; Metazoa; Arthropoda; Insecta; Hymenoptera; Megachilidae
Product: spermatogenesis-associated protein 20
Exons: 13
Coding region: 380-2797 (805 amino acids)
Biological process (GO): carbohydrate metabolic process
Source: RefSeq, a predicted model, not a curated record